AUGCGGACACCGGUGACAAUCUGGGAAGGCGCUAGACUUGCGAAUGAGUCAACUAUAUUGGUGGCGUCGGUGGUGAAUGCUGGUUGGAUCUUGCGAUUCGAGGGUUCGUGGGAAGUAAGAGGUUGGUAUAAUAAGCUGGCCUUGUGGCCUUCCGCUGUUUUAAGUCAUCAUCAGGCAAACAGAUACGCGUCGCACUAUAUCGACAUCGUCCUUGAAUAUACUUCCCAUAUUGCUGUUGCAAUCUACUAUACAAGCAGACUCGAACCUUCUCAUCUCAAGAUCCAAAACGAUACGACCACAUUCAACCCAACCCGCGAUACAACGCAUCACAUCCAACAUGUCCUCAUCAAAUCAAGCCAACAUGAGCCCACCCUCAGAAAAGGACGCCAUGUCGACAAAAUCCACUUCAACAAUGGCCUCUACAAAAGCGCUUCUUCGAUCUGUGUUCCCAUCAAAGCAGUCUAG
Messenger RNA from Cucurbitaria berberidis CBS 394.84, 465 nucleotides. RefSeq lists its product as uncharacterized. The transcript has 3 exons. NCBI's taxonomy places the organism in Eukaryota, Fungi, Ascomycota, Dothideomycetes, Pleosporales, Cucurbitariaceae. Bases 1 to 465 code for a protein of 154 amino acids. The record is from RefSeq and is a predicted model, not a curated record.